AAGCAGAGAAGAGGAGUAAUAAUAUUUGGAUGGGAAAUUAUAGGUUUAGGCUAUCGGAUAUGAUGCCCAAUGCCUGGUUUUACAAGCUCAAAGACAUCGGCACCAGGCGAAGGAAUCACAAAAAGCAGCCUUCUUCGUCCUCUUCUUCAGCCUCCCACACGCAGCCGCAGCCGCAGCCGCACCCAAGAAAGUCCCAUCAUUUCACCAGACAGCUGCAACUCGCCGACGAGCCCCCCGCCGAGCCACCCAGAAAAUCGUCCAGAUCAGCAAAGCCGAAGCGAAGACCCGCCGCCGUCGCCGCUCGGAACACUUCUUCCUCCGGCUGUAGCUGCGGCGGCCGUGCGGCGCUAGAUUCCGUGGCGGAACGCACAAGUGAUCAGUAUCCAUCUCCAUCUGAUGACGUCGAUGAUGCCGCCGCCAACGCCAUCGCUACUAAUAUUACUAAAACUUCACCCCAGAGACGAUCCAACGGCUCGGAUGGUGACCUGCUUCCCCCAAUCAUUACGAGAUCAUCGUCCACCGACGCCGCGGAUGGGUCCACGUGUCCCGCAAUUACAAAGAAGGACAAAUGUUUGGCGAGAGAUAGAGAGCCGAGGAGCAGCCCGUCGCGGCGGUUCACGGUGAAUUCUCCGGGGCCCAAGUUUCGGAUGAUAAUGAACUCUCCCAGAGUUUCGAGCAAGAGAUUUGGGCAGCCGGCCGCCGUGAGCCGCCGGAAAAGCGUGUCGAAGAGAAGUUUGACCGAUGGCAGCUUGGCAAUCGUGAAGUCAACGAGCGAUCCGCAGAGGGAUUUCAGAGAAUCGAUGGUGGAGAUGAUCGUUGAGAAUAAGAUCAGUGCGUCCAAUGAAUUGGAAGAUCUUCUUGCAUGCUAUCUUUCUCUCAACACGGAUGAAUAUCACGACAUCAUCAUCAAAGUUUUCAAGCAAAUCUGGUUCGACAUGUCGGAUUUUGGAGUCCAUUAGUUUCUUUUUCUGCAACUGCUACUACUGUGUAAUAAUCCAAAUAAAUUGAUUAAUAAAAUCACCAUCAUCUUCCUUUCCUCUUCA
Momordica charantia (bitter melon) is the source of this 1043-nucleotide messenger RNA. Its product is annotated as transcription repressor OFP1. Lineage: Eukaryota; Viridiplantae; Streptophyta; Magnoliopsida; Cucurbitales; Cucurbitaceae. The record is from RefSeq and is a predicted model, not a curated record. Gene Ontology annotation, molecular function: DNA binding. Gene Ontology annotation, biological process: negative regulation of DNA-templated transcription.